AUCUAUUUCAUAAAUGGCUUCUUCUUUUAAUAUGCGUCUCUUACUCUGCUGUCUUUUCUAUUCAAUCAUCUCUCCUACAUCGUCCAAAACUCCAUCCUUUCGCCCCAAAGCACUAGUACUUCCAGUGACCAAAGACGCUUACACAAACCAAUACCUCACCCAGAUAAACCAAAGGACUCCUCUUGUCCCUGUCAAACUCACCAUAGAUCUCGGCGGUGAGCUCUUUUGGGUUGACUGUGAAAACGGAUAUAUCUCUUCAACAUACAAACCGGCUCGCUGCCUCUCGGCUCAGUGCAACCUCGCCCGAUCGAAGUCGUGUGGCGAGUGCUUAAAGCUGGAAGCUAAACCUGGCUGCAACAACAACACAUGCACUCUCUUCCCUUACAACCCUUUAAUCCAUACUAGCGCCAGCGGGGAACUAGCUCAAGACAUCAUCGCAAUCCAAUCUACGAACGGAUUAAAUCCUGGAAAAGUUGUUUCCGUUCCCAACGUUAUUUUCACCUGCAGCGAGACCUUCCUCUUAGAAAAUCUUGCGUCAGGAGUCACCGGCAUUGCAGGUCUGGGUAGGAAGAAGAUCGCGCUUCCGUCCCAGUUCGCCUCAGCUUUUAGUUUUAAAAGAAAGUUUUCUUUAUGUUUGAGCUCUUCCACGAGGUAUAAUGGUGUUGUCAUUUUCGGCGAUGAGCCUCGUGACUUGCUUCCAUAUACGGGUCUUAUCUACACGCCGCUCAUCUUGAACCCAAUCAGCACCACAGGUGCUUACUUCAAUGGCGAACCAUCCGCGGACUAUUUCAUAGGACUAAAGUCAAUAAAGAUCGACAACAAGGCUGUCCCGUUUAACACUUUGUUGCUGUCCAUUGACGAAGAUGGUACUGGUGGAACGAAGAUUAGUACUGUUCAUCCCUAUACAUCGUUGGAAACUUCCAUUUAUAAAGCUGUAGUAAGUGCCUUUGCCGAAGCACUCCCUGAAGUUCCAAAAGUUAAGGCAGUGUCGCCUUUUGGAGUUUGCUUUGAUGCGAAUAAAAUUGGCAGCACUCGAGUUGGACCAGCCGUACCUCAUAUUGAUUUUGUGUUGCAGAACGAGAUAGUAUGGAGGGUUUAUGGUUCCAACUCCAUGGUUAGGGUUAGUAAUGAUGUGCUGUGCCUUGGAUUCGUUGAUGGUGGUCCACUUCACUUCGUUGAGUGGGGUGUUAAGUACACCGCAACUGCCGUCGUGAUUGGAGGGCAUCAGAUUGAAAACAAUCUUCUUCAAUUUGAUCUGGCAGCUUCAAAGCUUGGUUUCAGCUCCUCUCUUCUGCUUAGACAAACAAGUUGCUCUAAUUUCAACUUCACACCCAUUGCUUGAAAAGGAUUUGCACUUAUCAUGGCUUAAAGAAUGGACACCGAUUAUAUGGAUGUGAGUGUAAUACGUGUUUUGAGUCAAGUUUUUACGAUUGUCGCUAGCUACUUUUUCUUAGUUAAUUUAUAACGGACAGUGUCCGAGAGUUUAUUAAUAACAUGUCAACUUGGCUCCUUCGGCUUUAAUAAUAUUGUCAAAAUAAAAAAAUUAUAGUAAAUAAUAUU
Humulus lupulus (European hop) is the source of this 1560-nucleotide messenger RNA. Its product is annotated as probable aspartic proteinase GIP2. The record is from RefSeq and is a predicted model, not a curated record. NCBI's taxonomy places the organism in Eukaryota, Viridiplantae, Streptophyta, Magnoliopsida, Rosales, Cannabaceae. The transcript has a single exon. Bases 14 to 1342 code for a protein of 442 amino acids. Gene Ontology annotation, biological process: proteolysis. Gene Ontology annotation, molecular function: aspartic-type endopeptidase activity.